AAAUUAAAAAACUUAAACUCGAAUUUGAAGAUACUUAUAAAGAAAUCGAAGACAAACAUAAACAAGAAAUUAAAAAACUUAAACUUGAAUUUGAAGAUACUUAUAAAAAAAUCGAAGAUAAAUCUAUCAAAAUUAUUGAUAAAUUGAAAGAAGAAAUGAAAGAAAAAAAUGAAACUAUUAUUAAUUUAGCUGAACAUUUGAUAUACUAUUCUAAUUUUUUUGAGAAGAGUUUUAAAAUUGCUCAGAAUUAA
Molecule: messenger RNA, 251 nt
Organism: Dentiscutata heterogama
Lineage: Eukaryota; Fungi; Glomeromycota; Glomeromycetes; Diversisporales; Gigasporaceae
Source: the annotation of a GenBank genome assembly